Messenger RNA from Mangifera indica (mango), 1803 nucleotides. RefSeq names its product F-box protein At4g00755-like. Lineage: Eukaryota; Viridiplantae; Streptophyta; Magnoliopsida; Sapindales; Anacardiaceae. Bases 380 to 1606 code for a protein of 408 amino acids. The transcript is spliced from 5 exons. The record is from RefSeq and is a predicted model, not a curated record. Gene Ontology annotation, molecular function: protein binding.
CUUUUCUUUUACUGCAACUCUCAUACAAAUGUUUUUUUUUUUUUUUUCAAUUUUCAUUCUGAUAUCGUGAUAGUUUAUGUGCUUUCAUUUAUUCAACCUAAUCCGUUCUGUUGAUUUGUUUAUUAUCAUGGGCGUCAAUUGAAUUCUUCAGAUUUUGGAUUAGGUGGCUGAACCCGAUUGGAAUUGUCGUUGAUAUCUUUAAAAUUUCCUUAUAAAUUUCAAGAUUUUAGUUAUGCCCAAGUUUAUUGGGUUUAGAUAAUCUUUGUGCUUUCGUUUCAUAUUAAGUUUUCAUGGUUUAUUUCUGUCCUGGUAAUUUUGUCUUCAGAAUGUUAUAUACAUUAGGGUUGAUUCUCAGAGUUUAAUCGUGUUAAUAGCUGUGAUGAAAUCUGAGAGCUUGUGUGUGUCUUUUGAACCAUUUGGAUUUCUCGAAUGUUUAUAUGAUUUUUCAACUUUAAUCAGUCUUUUAAAAUUAUUUUGUGCGGUGCUCUGUGAUUGUGAGUCAGGUUUUGAGGCAAAAGACAACUGGGCUGCUGAUUGUUUUCGCUUAUUUCGUAAAAUGGAGAAUCUCAUUGAUUUUUUGUAUUGUCUUGAUCCCGAUACGUCAAUCAAGAUUCUCAUGUGUUUGGAUGAUCUAUCUGAUCUUGUUCGUGUUAGCUGUGUCUCGCGUACUUGGCGACAUCACGUGAUUGCAAAUGGUCUCUGUAAACGGUUGUGCUUGAGAAUGUUUCCACAGUUAUCUAAAGUUGAUCAUGUAGUUGAACCAAACUCAAGUUUAAAAGAGGCUGCUGAAGGUGCAUCCGAAAACUUUGCAGACGUGCAGACUUUGGAAAGUGAGCAUAGGAUUUAUACCUUUUUAGGUCGAGCUGGUACAUCAUUUCGUAUCAGGGGUUUGAUUCUUGAGCCAAUCUAUGCUUCUAGCACUGAUAAUUACCCAAGGGAAAGACUUCAUAAUACUCUGGAACCUAGAGAUAGUUCAUACUGGUCAAGUGAAGGACAUAGCAAUCCUGCUGUGCCUGAGACACUGAUUUAUAAGUUGGCUGGUGAUCUGUGUGUUAUUUCUGAAAUCAACAUACAACCUUUUGAAGCUUAUUUUCAGCCGGGUCUACCCAUAUAUUCAGCCACAGCUGUGAGAUUCCAAAUGGGACAUGCCAAGUCUCCAAUAGAUGAUCCAAUGGGUGAGUCGUGUAAUGAUUCUGUUGAUGAUAAAUUUGUAUGGACUUACACUUCACAAGAGUUCCCAAUGGCUCAGGAGAAUCGUUUGCAGAAUUUCAUGCUUCCUGAACCUGUUAUGUGCAUUGGUGGGAUUUUGAAGAUUGAGCUUCUGGGUAGGGUUCAGAGACAAGAAACGGAUGGCUUAUACUAUAUUUGUGUGUCUCAUGUUCAGAUUAUGGGACGAUUGCUGUCACCUGCCUUUGGGGUUGAUAUUCUUGAGCCCUCUGGAAAAUUUGUGUUAAAGGUUAAUGGUUAUACCCAACCCAGCAUGCCUCAGGAUUCAAGUGACGACUCUAGUGUAGAAUUGCAGAGGGGCGUAAGUGGAAACGUAUCUGAGGCCACAGAGUAUGAAUUGGUUGAGGAGGAUGAUUCAGAUGAUGAGUUUGUUCUGUAAUGGCUGUUAGAUAUAAAUUAAUAAUAUGUGUCGUUUUGGGUCCCAACUUGGGGACUAAAUACUAUUUCAGCUGGAUUCAGAAGAGGUAUUUAUCAAGCUUAAUUAACUUACCAAGUAAUUGGUACGAGGAACAUUUUCAGAGUUGAUGUGUUAGUUAACUUGAAAUUAAUGGGCAUCCGCAUCAAUUUUGGUUGAUA